Ruditapes philippinarum (Manila clam) is the source of this 1378-nucleotide messenger RNA. RefSeq lists its product as uncharacterized. The record is from RefSeq and is a predicted model, not a curated record. NCBI's taxonomy places the organism in Eukaryota, Metazoa, Mollusca, Bivalvia, Venerida, Veneridae. Bases 28 to 777 code for a protein of 249 amino acids. The transcript has 3 exons.
CACUAUUCAAGAACACAAUAAAGGUUAAUGUUUAAUUAUAGUUUACUGCAUUGUACUCUGAUUUCAAGGGAAAAUAGUGAAAAAGCAAAAUCAACUCAUUCAACAUUGUCUUCUACAGAAACCAUCACAACCAUUUCCUCUAAUGUCUCUUCUACUACCAUAAAUAUAAACGGACAGAGUUCGUUAAGUGAAUACGUUAUUAUUGGAGUAUGUGUUUCUGUGGUUCUGCUGUCUUUGAUCAUUGUGUCCUUGGCAUGUUUCUGCUGGCGAAGAAAUAAACACAAAAACAGAAAAGCUCUGAAUAAAGGAAAUAAAACGAAAACAACAGUCGAUGAUCAGAAAGAUGACCAUGAAGUUUCAGAGCACAACAAUGGAAACAAUAACUAUUUUGUUCUUGAACCAGUAGAGUACCAAGAUGUCAACAUUGAUGAAUCAUAUGAUACAGCAGCAGGUGACCUGACGUAUGAUACCACAAAAGAUAUUACACAAUAUGAAAAAGUUUUAGUAGACAAUGUUUAUAACCAACUCCAAGCUGAAGCUACUUAUGAUCAUGCCGAAGCUGUUAAUAAAAGCAAGCGGGCAGAAAAAAGUCAAGAUGAGAUUGAUGAAAUGUAUGAUAAAAGUAUCGUGGUAACUAAAACAUGUUACAAUGAUAGACACACAGACAACAUCUACAAUCGAGGUGAAGAACUUGAAGAUAAUGAGUAUCAUCAUCUUGGACCUGAAGUUAGAAAGUUUCAAACAAAUAACGUGUAUGGUGUUCAGGAGAAACAGUAACAAAAAUGACGAUGUUUUCUACAUUGGUAUAACGUGCCAUAAAUUCAAUUGAUUGUAUUUCUGUGUAUGUAUGUGUUUUUGUGUUAUUUUUUUUCCAUUGCCCUCUUUCCAAUUGGACAUUAGAACCCUAGUUGAUACCAGCUUCAAGUAACUAACAUAUGUCCGCUAGCUGAAUGUGUAUGUUAUUUAAGAAAUAAUAUAUCCCAAACUGUGAUUUUAUUGCUCAAUAACAUCACUGUUUGGAGUUCGGAUGCGGGGAAUUAUAUCACGAGGGCGUAGCUCGAGUGAUAUAAUGAUGCGCAUCCGAACGACAAACAGUGAUGUUAUCAAGCAAUAAAAUCACCGAUUUGGAUAUAUUAUUUCGAUUCUAACACGACAUCAACAAAUAAAUACUGCUGUCCACGAUAAAUAGCGAAACUGAGCCUGAUUUGUUUCCGUACUUAUUGUCAGCGCGUCACAUUUUAGUGGUUACGUCACGUGUAUAAUGAUUACGUCACAUAUCUAAAUAUAGAACGUCAAACAGUGAUUUUAUAGCAUAAUAAUACACACUUUCGGUUCUUCUAUGUUCAAUAGGGAAAAAUGCGGGUCGUGUUAGAAUUGC